Messenger RNA from Physella acuta, 2316 nucleotides. Its product is annotated as chromosome partition protein Smc-like. Gene Ontology annotation, molecular function: protein binding. The record is from RefSeq and is a predicted model, not a curated record. NCBI's taxonomy places the organism in Eukaryota, Metazoa, Mollusca, Gastropoda, Physidae.
CGGAAACCCAAGAGAUGAACUAGACUGCUGUCUUGCAUAGAACUAAAACACAGUUAAAUCAGCAACUAUUUGGCUGUUGUGAAACAGAAAGUGAUAUAAGGGAAAUCCCGGUGUUGUUAAGCGGACUUGGUGUAACAAAUUAAAUAACAAAAGGGACAUAACUGUUUCUGCUCUUGUUGUCUAGCCCACUAUAAAGAUGCGGCCAAAAAUUCAAGUCAAGCUUGUUACUGAGCACAUGAGAUAUUUGGAGGAAAAGAUUCAAGUUUUAGAACCUGCUAUUUCAGUGAUCAAAAAGGCAUUAGAAAAAAGUCAGUCUUGGAUAGAAGAUAAAAAUGACAACCCGUCUAUCACCUACAUCGAGUUAUGCCAGGAACUUGAUUCAGCGACAACGGCCAUGUUGGGUGCAGCGUCACAAGUCAUGCAUGAGUAUCAACAUAACGAAGACGUCGAGGACAGAACGCCAUAUUUACCUCAGUCUAGACAACAAUCUACAGCAACAGAAAAACUCGACCUAAGUGAAUCAAAACAAAAACAAACUGAAAUAUUGAGUCGACUUGAGCAGAUAGAGACAGCCAUAUCUUCUCUACAAGACGUCAGUCGACUUGAGCAGAUAGAGACAGCCAUAUCUUCUCUACAAGACGUCAGUCGACUUGAGCAGAUAGAGAGAGCCAUAUCUUCUCUACAAGACGUCAGUCGACUUGAGCAGAUAGAGACAGCCAUAUCUUCUCUACAAGACGUCAGUCGACUUGAGCAGAUAGAGACAGUCAUAUCUUCUCUACAAGACGUCAGUCGACUUGAGCAGAUAGAGACAGCCAUAUCUUCUCUACAAGACGUCAGUCGACUUGAGCAGAUAGAGACAGCCAUAUCUUCUCUACAAGACGUCAGUCGACUUGAGCAGAUAGAGACAGCCAUAUCUUCUCUACAAGACGUCAGUCGACUUGAGCAGAUAGAGACAGCCAUAUCUUCUCUACAAGACGUCAGUCGACUUGAGCAGAUAGAGACAGCCAUAUUGUCUCUACAAGACGCCAAUGACAAGUCUACAGAUGACAUAUCAGAAAUAAAACAAUGGAGAGACAACUUUGUAUCAGAACAGAGUGACAUGUGGUUAAACAUUGAACAACUGACUAAAAAACAAAAGCGGAAUUUUAAAAAUAUAAUAAAACAAAUGAGUGAACAAGAUAACAAAAUAAAGGAGCUGAACAAAGAAAUAGAAAGUUUAAAAGAAAAAGAAACCAAGUCAAACAAAACACUAGAGAAACUGUCUCUAGAUAUGAAAGAAUAUGAAAACAAUGCACACAAAAUAAAUAAAGAGAUGCAAGAUCACACAGACAAAAUAGACAGUAUAGCACAAGAAAUUGAAAGACAUUCUGAUCAGAUCGUUUCUUUACAAAAAGAUAAUAAUAAAAUCAUGGUAGAUUCGUCCACCAAACUUGAAAAGGUGCAAUCAAAGCACAAUGUGAUGUAUAAACUCCUACAACAAAGAUUGAUGCCCAUUGACAAAUUGAUUCAAAUCUUUAACCAGAACUUGCAAACAGGGGGAGAAAGAUUACAGAAGCUUAAAAAUAUUGAAAAUACCAUUUCAAAGCUGUCCAAAGAAUUUCAUUUAAUCGAGACCCGUGUAUGUCAGCCUUACAUCUGUCACAUUCAAUUGCAAAACAACACAACAGUAACUACUGGAUCAACUCUUUGUACGUUUAAAAAAGUUUGGGAACCUUACGGCAGCUAUUUUAAUAGAACCACAGGAAAACUUGUAGCACCAGAUGAUGGUUUCUAUCUUGUGAUUGUAACGCUGCAGGAAUCGGAGGAUAAACUGAUUAAAAUUGGUGUUUACGGGGAUGACAGAUUUUAUAAGAACAUUUUUGUCAAAUCAGCCAACACAUCUGCCGCUGGAUCAACUAUUGUUGACAUGAAGAAAGGCCAAGAACUUUAUUUUAAAGUCGGUCAAGCUGAUGAUGGAGCUAAGAUACAAGGAGGAAGUGGAUUUACUAUACUUAGAUUAUAAAUUUUAUCAUGCUUAUGAAAUAAAUAGUUUAUCGUUUAUUUCACGCCACAUCAUUUUCGAUUGUUUUUAAUUAUCCAAUUUUCCUAUAUUCUAUGCAUGUGCAUAUCGUUUCAACAGGUAAGUUUCAAUUUUUCUGGCAGACACAUUAUAGAGAAAUCUGUGAACAUACUGGAUUAUGAUCUACACUUCAUUUUUGAAAGCAAAUGGUUUAACUUCUUUGUUUGGUUGCAUUUUAGAAUACAUACAAUUAAAUGUACAAAGAGUUUGUGUUUGAGUGUUAUAACAUAAAUUAAUGUUAAGACAAAUUAAAGUAG